Messenger RNA from Exophiala bonariae, 1752 nucleotides. RefSeq lists its product as uncharacterized. Gene Ontology annotation, biological process: amino acid transmembrane transport. The transcript is spliced from 3 exons. Bases 1 to 1752 code for a protein of 583 amino acids. Lineage: Eukaryota; Fungi; Ascomycota; Eurotiomycetes; Chaetothyriales; Herpotrichiellaceae. Gene Ontology annotation, cellular component: membrane. The record is from RefSeq and is a predicted model, not a curated record. Gene Ontology annotation, molecular function: amino acid transmembrane transporter activity.
AUGGCUGACCUUCAUCGUCGUGACCCUCACCACCGUCAUUCUAGCUCGUCGCCAGACACCCUUGAGCGAGGUCAAUUCGACAACUACCAUAAGGGUCAAUAUGAUGAGAAAUCACAUGUAGUUGCCCCGGGCCAGGCCCAUGCUGUUGAGUAUGAAGAGGGCCAUCGCUUGCACCGUGGUCUCAAGGCUCGUCAUAUUACUAUGAUUGCUAUUGGUGGUGCUAUUGGCACCGGUCUUAUCAUUGGAACUGGCAAAGCUCUCGCUCGUGCUGGUCCAGGCGCUAUCUUCAUCUCUUAUUCCGUCGUCGGCUUCAUCGUUUACCUCGUCAUGUGCGCGUUGGGCGAAAUGGCUGCAUGGCUUCCUCUGUCUUCCGGUUUUACUGGCUAUGCCGUGCGAUUUUGUGAUCCUGCACUCGGUUUUGCUUUGGGUUACACAUAUUGGUUCAAAUACAUCAUUGUCACACCCAACCAGCUGACCGCCGCCGCUCUGGUUCUUCAAUAUUGGUGCCCAAGAGAUAAGGUAAAUCCUGGAGUCUUCAUUGCCGUAUUUCUGGUCACAAUUAUCUGCAUCAAUUAUUUUGGCAUCAGAUUCUUCGGUGAAUUCGAGUUCUGGCUCUCUACCAUCAAGGUUAUCGUCAUUGUUGGGAUAAUCAUUCUCUCACUGGUUCUCGCUCUUGGUGGUGGUCCCGACCAUGACCGCAAAGGUUUCAGGUACUGGAACGAUCCUGGAGCUUUCAACACCUACAUUGACACGGGAGCUACUGGACGUUUCCUCGCUUUCUGGUCUACCAUGGUCACUGCCACAUUCGCAUAUCUCGGAACUGAAUUGGUUGGUGUCACUGUUGGCGAAGCUCAGAACCCACGCAAAACGAUCCCUCGCGCGAUCAGACUGACAUUCUACCGAAUCCUCUUCUUCUAUAUCCUCAGUGUCCUCCUUCUCGGCAUGCUUGUGCCCUACGACAGUGAGGAGCUUGCAUUUGCUACCAAAGCCUCCAGUGGGGCCUCCGCCUCACCCUUCGUUGUGGCUGUCAAGUUGGCCGGAAUUGAUGCACUGCCUGGAAUUAUCAAUGGCUGCAUUCUUCUCUUCGUCUUCUCGGCUUCCAACUCUGAUCUCUAUAUCGCCAGCCGUACUCUCUAUGGUCUUGCCAGCGAAGGAAAGGCUCCUGCCAUCUUCAAAAAGACUGAUGCACGAGGUGUUCCGAUCUACGCCCUAGGACUUUCAGCAGCGUUCGCCCUUCUCGCUUUCAUGAAUGUCUCUGAUGAUUCCAAGGCUGUCUUCACCUACUUUGUCAACCUGACCACGAUCUUCGGUCUUCUCACCUGGAUCUCAAUUCUGGUUGCCCACAUCUCCUUCAUCAAAGCCCGCAAAGCACAAAACGUACCUGAUUCUGACCUCGCAUUUAAAGCACCACUUGGUGCCGCUGGAUCGUACGGUGCUCUGGCACUCUGCAUCCUGAUUGCGUUGACCAAGAACUUCGACGUUUUCACAAAGGGCUCAUACGGCAACUUUGACUACAAGAACUUCAUUACCGGAUACUUAGGGAUUCCACUCUACUUGAUCAUGAUCUUCGGAUACAAGUUCUGGACCAAGUCCAAGGGCGUCAAGCCCCACGAGGCAGAUCUCUGGUCUGGCAAGGACGUCAUUGACCGUGAGGAGCAGGAAUUCUUGGCCGCGAAGGCUGCCAGAGAUGCUGAGAAGGGUCCCAACCGUGGUGGGUGGUUCUACAGGACGUUUGUCUCUUGGUUGUUCUAG